AUGCCUCUGAGGAACGCUCGCUCUCUUGAUAGCGCAGCGGGUGGCUGUGGCAAGCGCUCUUCAGAAGUAAUAGGGAGUCUCGCCUGGUCGGGUCUCAAUUUUUUGCGCGUCUAUGAAACACUCUACCAAGUGGCUUUUCCCGUUACCUUCCUCCAUCUCUCACACAUACAGACUUCCCUUUUUGUUUCUUGCCCUCUUUUUCCUGCUACCCGUGCCCAAUGCAACACUCCUACCCACGGCCAGGGUUAUACCCCUGCCGUGCCCCGUGUCAGGCGUUCCCUGCCCAUUCCCGGUCUGGCAUCCCUGCCGCCACCGCUGCGCGUUUCUGCUUUAAACCCAGAUUCAGAAGAGGAAAUGAAAGCAUUAGAAGCAGAUUUAUUGACCAAUAUGUACACAUCAAAGAUUAACAGAGCAAAACUUCCUUACUGGAAAAUGACCCUGCUAAAUGUCUGCAAUCUUGUCAACAAGAUAAACAACCAAAUGGGGGAAACAGUAGAGGUAGAUGAGGAGGAGCUGGUUCCAGGAAGACAGUUCCCUGCUGCUCUGGAUGGCUUCAGCUUGGAAGCAAUGCUGACAGUAUAUCAACUCCAAAAAGUUUGCCACAGCAGAGCCUUUCAGCAUUGGGAGUUACUUCAGCAAGAUACUUUUGAUCUAGAGAACUCAAGCCAAGAAAAGGAAAUCAUGAAGAGAAAAAAUCCCUAUAUUCUGAAACGGCAGCUACAUGUGAACAAAGCUAGAAGACCAUACAUACUCAAGAGAAGUUCAUAUUACUGAUGCAGCAGAAGAAAACAAUGUAUAUUUAGUUUAUAGGUAACUGUGCGUUAUGGUUAUCUUAUCUAAAUCUAAAAUCAUACUUGUGUGAAAAUAUACUCUGGAAGAUCAAGAUGAUAACAUAGCUGUGUCUUUUUUGCAAUUGCUGUUUCUUGAUUGUGAAUUUUUCCUACUUGAGACUAAUUGGACUAAUACAUUUGCGAAUAAAACUAGUUUUUAAGCAUGA
Messenger RNA from Cyanistes caeruleus (blue tit), 997 nucleotides. The record is from RefSeq and is a predicted model, not a curated record. Lineage: Eukaryota; Metazoa; Chordata; Aves; Passeriformes; Paridae.